This is a messenger RNA of Caenorhabditis angaria, 6187 nucleotides long. NCBI's taxonomy places the organism in Eukaryota, Metazoa, Nematoda, Chromadorea, Rhabditida, Rhabditidae. The record is from the annotation of a GenBank genome assembly.
AUGGUGCACUUUCUCGGUGUGUUGCUAAUAAUUGUUGUUGGGUUUGUGGAGAAUGAUCCGGUUUUUUUGACAAGUGAGUUUGGGAUUUUCAAAAUUUCUAAAAAUCCCUGAAAUUUUUUCAGCAAACACUGAUAUUUGCUUGGAACCCGUUGAUCCAGGACCUUGUCAGUAUUACGCAGUUCAAUGGUUUUGGGAUCAACAAGACGAAGAAUGCAAAGAGUUCCAUUAUGGUGGAUGUAUGGGCACCAAAAAUCGAUUCGCCACUAAACAACAAUGCAUCAAACAAUGUAGAUAUAAGAUGUUCAACCCAAUCGCAAUCCCUGAUCUCUGUCUUCUCGACGUUGAUCAAGGACAUUGCGGAGACGAACGUCGUGGGCAUUAUUGGUAUUUCUUCAACUCAGAAUCAGGACUCUGUGAGCAAUUCUUCUAUUAUGGAUGUGGGGGGAAUGACAACAAAUUCUAUAGUUUAUAUCAGUGUCGCAAGGUUUGCGGUGAGCGUUUGUCGCCGCAAAUCGCUUGCGAACAUUGCAACGCACAGACUUCGUUUUGUAAAUCGCAUUCGAAAUUCAAUUGGACGUGCGAGUGUCGAGUUGGUUUUGAGAAGAAUCAGUAUGGCGAAUGUGUUGGUGAGUUUAGGUGGGGUGGAACAAACCCGGAUAAUCUAUGUUUCUUGUAGAUUAUCCGGGUAAAUCAUAUCCCUUUUUAAAAUCAUAUCCCUUUUUCGUCUCGCGUCUCUUCUGCACACACACGCUAAUUUUUACUCUCUCGUUUUCUCUCACCUGAAAUUGUGGCUGUUCUCAACAGUUCCACACAGAAACGAAUAAAAAAAAGGUUUUUUUCGCACAAAAAAGUGAGAGGCCUUAAGUCCGGCCAUAAUUUUCAAGCCUGAGGCGGCCUCUAGCCAAGCAUGUUUCAGACAUCGACGAAUGCCGCGGCUACACUGCCGUCUGCGACCGCAACGCCUGGUGCACCAACGAAGUCGGCUCCUACAACUGCGAAUGCAUGGCCUCAUACCGUGGCGACGGCAAACAUUGCACAUACGUCGGCCUCGGUCGCUCCUCAAUCGAUUGCAAAGAUUGCUCAACACACGCAACAUGCGUCAGCGGAGUUUGUCAAUGUAAAGAAGGUUACGAGGGUGACGGUUUCAAUUGUACCGAUGUUAAUGAGUGCUUGCGUCGUCCGGAAGCUUGCGACAAGAAUGCGGAAUGUAUCAAUCGAGACGGCAGUUUCAUUUGUACCUGUUUACCAGGUUUUGCAGGAAAUGGCUAUAAUUGUACAGUAUCGAAGAAUUCGUGCUUGGAUAAAUUUGAUCACGAUUAUAAGGAUACUUGUAGUAAUGAGAAUUGGAGACCUCAUUAUUAUUAUAAUCAUGAAACCCGGAAGUGAGUUCCUGAUGUUUUUCGGCUGAAAUGUUCGGUCAUCCAAUUGUUUUCCAGCUGUGAACAAUUUUGGUACGACGGAUGCGCAGGACGUUCACGCAACAUUUUCUCCGAGUAUGAAACUUGCACCUCAUUUUGCGAAGAGACAAAUGUGCUGACAAGAGCCGGCGAGUUACCAGAAUUUUCAGAUGACCCGACUUGUGUUUGUUUUUUUUUCGCUGUGAGCGGCGCCAAACAUCAAAGUGGUGUUUGGUGAGAAAAAAAAGGAAAAACUAAAUAUUUUUUUUUUGGUGAAAGGGAAGAAGAAAGGAAAAUAGGUUCACAUGAACUUGUUUUCCUAUUUUUUGGAGGUUCAGAGAAAUUUACGUUUCAAAUGAGCUUUGCUAGGAAUUUUUUAAUUAGUUUGUGAUAGGGUGAAUAAUUUUCAACGGUUUUGAAAUUUUGUGAGAAAAUUUAGAUGAAUCUAGAUUUUUUUGGAAUUUCAAAACCAAUUUGAAUUUGACGACUUUAUUUCAGAAAAAAAUAUUGUAUUUUGGUGGAAAAUGUUAUUUUCAAAUUUGAAAUCUCACCCUGUAUUUCAGAAGAUCUUUUUGGAUCUUUGCAAACAAUUCUAGGCUUAUGAGAUGUCAAUAUACUCCAAAUUUCUUUCCCGAUUUUCAGAAAUUUGAAUCUCUAUUUGCAAAAACUCAACCCAAUUCGGAAUAAUUCUCCUCUAAAUUGCCCUUUCCACAAAAAAACCAGCAAAUAAUAAUAGAGGCGCUGUUCGAGCAAAAAAUCUGCUCCACAAAAUCCCAUCCAUCCAUCUAACUUUGCCCCCCCCCCCUCCUCCAUUUUUCCUCCUCCAAAAAAAUUGUCCUCGUUUUCCCCCGCACAAAUCCAUUGUGCUAUUUCUUUGAGCUCCAAUUCUUGAGCAAAAAUGUCAAAGUCCAAUGUUUUUUAUUAUAUUUAUGCAUUUUAUGUCGAAAUUUUUUGAGCUUCGGCCAAAAAACAUAUAUAGCAUUAUAAUGAUGAGCUUCUUGAUCUUGUUGAGAAAUCUUUUGGGCUCCGCCGCAAAAAUUCUCAUCCUCCUCUCUCUUUGUAAGGCAGCUUGCGCCAUGGAAAAAACCCCAUGAGACUUCCGCUUUUUCUCCCACCACCAAAAAAAUGUUGUUGUUAUUUUUUUCGUUGAAAAAAUUUGUAUUUUCAUUUUUAUUCGUAACUUUUUUCUUCUCUGAUCACACCCACACAAAAAUCUUCUUUUGAAGCUGGCACUUGUCGGGUCAUCAUCGAAAUGGUGAUGAAAAAGAAAUGAGCCCACGCAAAACCACCACCAUCAUCAUAAUUGUCACCCUAUUGAUUUCCAACAUUUUUUCACGUUCAGAAGUUUGCUGGGACAAAUUCGAUAUGAACUAUAGGAAUCAGUGUUUGCACGGUGAGUGGUUUUCUAGGUAAUCUCUGAAUGGGGCCCCUGAAUGGGGCCAGUUUCUGAGAAAAUGGGGCCACCUGAAUGGGGCCACUUGUAUGGCAAAUUCUCUCAAUGGGGCCAGCAAGAAAAAAGUAAGAAUUUCUCACUUUUUCCUCAAUGGGGCCACCUAAAAAGAUGAAACACAUAAUUUCUGCAUAUUUCCUCAAUGGGGCCAUGUAUUUUUUGUGCAUUUCCUGAAUGGGGCCCAUCUUUUCAUUUUUAUACAUCUUGUGACGUCAUAGUGAUCGUGAAUUGAAAUUUCAUGAAAGGUUUCGAAUUUUUUAAUAGCGUAUGUGAGUUAUAACUUACUCAUAUGUUUACCACGUAUGCAAAUGUUGGGUUCUGAAGGCAUAGCCUCUCUUACAUGAAAAUUCUCAAGUUUCAUGAAUUUUUGAAACAGUAAAAUUAAAUGAAAUAUUUCUUUUUGGAAUUCAAGUCUUGCUUUUUUUUCAAACACUCGAAAACUAUCAAAAAUCACAGAGGAAAUGCAGAAUUUUCACAAAUUGGAGAAAAAAUAUCAAAUGUUUUUCUCAAAUUUUCGGGUCAUGAGAAAUACUACGCAUCAAACAAUUCGAAAAAUAUUCCCGGAAGCAUGUUUUGAAAAUUGAACCAAAAUCUGGAAGUAGUUCUUUAGAUAAUUCUCACAGAAAUUCUAUAGAGAAUUUGAAAACUAUUGAAGAACAAGUCAUAUAAGUUUUCACACCUUGAUAUUUUGGCACCUUGCCCAUAAACAAGACACGGACAUCGCGCAAAAAAGUGUGUUUUUUUUGGAGACACAGAUGAGUUUUUUUGGGAAGAUAUCCAAAAAACUUGUUGUCAACUAGCAAAUAAUACGGUAAUAACCAAAACUUAAGGAAAAAACUUAUUUUAGAAGAAAACAUCAAUUUGAUUGAAGAAAAUAAUUGGGAAAAUGUAAAAGUUUACCCAGAAAAAUUAUUCAAAAUAUUCGAGGAAAAUUUCAAUAUUUUCAUCAUUAGAGCCUGAAAAUUUGAAAAAAAAGUUACAUUUGAAAUGUUUUCGAUGCUGAGAAUAAAAGCCACAUAAUAACAACGUGAUUAAAAAUUCGAAAACUUUCAUGAAAUUUCAAUUCACGAUCACUAUGACGUCACAAGAUGUAUAAAAAUGAAAAGAUGGGCCCCAUUCAGGAAAUGCACAAAAAACACAUGGCCCCAUUGAGGAAAUAUGCAGAAAUUAUGUGUUUCAUCUUUUUAGGUGGCCCCAUUGAGGAAAUGGUGAGAAAUUCUUACUUUUUUCUUGCUGGCCCCAUUGAGAGAAUUUGCCAUACAAGUGGCCCCAUUCAGGUGGCCCCAUUUUCUCAGAAACUGGCCCCAUUCAGGGGCCCCAUUCAGAGAUUGCCGUUUUCUAGGGGGACAACAAACAUUUUCGGGGGUGAAAUAAAUCAUAUUGGGGAAAAAAAGCAUGAAUGUUCCAAGAAAAAUGUGUUUUUUUACGAGGCUGCCAGAUUUUUUAUGUGGAAUAAUUUAUUGAAAGAUGCUUCUAGAGUCAAAGUCUGAAGAUCGGAUCGAAAGAGAACGUGAAAUUCAUGAGAAUAACUAUUUUGAAAAAAUCUUAGACUUCACAUAGUUCAAAUUCAUAAAGCCAAACUAGAACUAGAGUUUAGUUUAAUCACCUCGCUAUUAUUUUGUAUUUAUCGAAUAACUGAUUAUGUAAACUAGACUGUAGUUUCAAUAAACUAGAAUAAUUAUUUUGAAAAAAUCUUAGCCACAUUCACUAGACUUCACAUAGUUCAAAUUCACAUAAGCCAAACUGGUAUGUUUUUUUCAAAGCUAAUUUGAUUAUGUAAACUAGACUAUAGUUUUGAUGAACUAGAGCCUAACCUAACUGAUGUCUCUAGGAAUCGUACCCACCCUCCAACUUCCAGGCCACUGGGAACAACGAUACUACUUCGAUCACGCCUCACUCACCUGCCGACAAUUUUGGUUCGACGGGUGUCGAUCCGAUUCGCGAAACAUCUUCGACGAUCAUCUCACCUGUCAAUGGCUAUGCGAAUCGCAACCAAUGUACAAGAGUAGUGAGUUAAGCGGGUUUCCCCAAGGGAAAACGGGGGUUGAUAAAUGACUGACUUCCUCAUUUCCUAGGAUCCUGUUUGGAAGAUUUCGACCCCGCUCUACGUGGUGAAUGUAACGGUGGACGAUGGCGACAUCAAUGGUAUUUUGAUAAAAACACCAAGAAGUGCUAUCCAUUUUGGUAUGAUGGAUGUAAGGGUUCAAAUGAGAAUAUAUUUCAAGAUGAGAUGAGUUGCCUAGUGACUUGUGAGAACCCGGCGAAAAAAGAUCCCAAGAAACCGUGGCACAAUAAUGACAAGCAUAAGAUGAAGGAGAUAUUGAGCGAAUCGGUUUAUAAGCCUAACCUGACUGAUGUUUGCGCCACUGAUGAUCCGUGUGAAAAUGGAGGGAUUUGUAUAUUUGUGUGGAAGAAGAAUACACAUUAUUGUAAAUGUCCGGCUGGGUAUAAUGGGAAUAAUUGCGAGAAUUUGAUUGGUGAGUGAGACUUUUUUUCUGAAAUUCAUUCUCAUAAAAUAAAUUCCCCCAGAAUUCGAUCCAUGUGCCGAAAAACCGUGCCUAAAUGGUGGUUCCUGUCAAGCCAAAUACAAGGAAGAUGCCGCCGAUGAAGACAAGCCCGAAUUCGAAUGUUUCUGUACACCCGGUUACGCUGGCUUGAAAUGCGAAGAACGACCGUGUGAAACAAAUCCUUGUUUGAAUAACGGAACUUGUCGAACCACCAAAGGAGUUUCGCACUUUUUCUGCGAUUGUAGUGAUGGAUAUGGGGGAAAGAAUUGUGAUAUUAGUGAGUUUGAGAACAUUUAUUGGGAUACUCGAUGAAAUACGUUUCACUCAAAACUGAUUUUGAAUAUUUUUCUAGAACUUGGUGACACGCAGCCUAGCGAAACCUAUGGUAAAAACGUGGAACAAAUCUCAAGUGGUAAAAUCGAGUGGAUCAAUGAGUUGAAGAAAAAAAUGGAGGCACAAAGUGGUGGAAUCGGCGGAGCAAAUGGUGGAGGUUUGGGUGCAACUGGUGGAAAAUCUGGCGAAAAAUCGAAAUCGAAGACGAAAAAAGUGACGACACAAGUGGCCGAUGAGCCGUAUAAAGGUGGGUCGGGGGGAGACUGCUUUAUCAAGCUUUAUCUGAAAAAAUUCUAGAUCCUGCUACGCGUAAAAAGGAGCGCGAGGAACGCGAGAAGAAAGAAGCCGAGGAAGCGGAAGAGGCUGCUGAAAAAUUAGCGCAACAAAAAUUGGAGGAGGAAAAGAGGGAGGCGAAAAAAUUAGCCGAUCUCGAAAAAAAAGAAGAAGUUGCUGGAAAAUUCCUCGUCUUUAGGUCCCUCGAUUCUCGCCGUCGUUUUUAG